Protobothrops mucrosquamatus (brown spotted pit viper) is the source of this 2300-nucleotide messenger RNA. It is a transcript of the gene PROSER2, whose product is annotated as proline and serine rich 2. Bases 75 to 1463 code for a protein of 462 amino acids. The transcript is spliced from 3 exons. Lineage: Eukaryota; Metazoa; Chordata; Lepidosauria; Squamata; Viperidae. The record is from RefSeq and is a predicted model, not a curated record.
GAGAUUCGUAAGUGCUCCACAUCGUAUGAGAAAGAGACUUCCUGACAAAAAAAAGGACACAUUUCCUAGGUGGGAUGCCAAGAAACAUGGUGUCAGACUUCUCAGGGAUGGGCUAUGAAAUUCCUUCUGAGGUCCAGUUUGGAAACUUUGAAAAAACACAUCAUCUUGAGAGUGGGAAAAGUUGCCCAGGUCGAAAAUACCCAUCUUUGGAUGAAGACGAACGCUUGAGAGAUCUCACGCACGAAGAAAAGGAUGUCCUGCUUUUUUUCGAGGAAACGAUUGGUUCCUUGGACGAUGAGGAUGAGGAGGAACAAGCCUUGCAUGACAGCGGCGUCUUCUGCCAUUCCCCAAAGCUGGUGGAAGAAGAUACCCCGGACCAUUUAGGAUCGGAAGGGCUCAUAGACUCCGUCCCGUCAGCUCCAAGAGAGAACAGCGCAGAACCAGUAUCAGAGGACACUUGGAAACUGGAUGAGCCAAAGCUGGAGGAUGCUGAACCAUCAGUGGAAGACAUCCAUGUUAAUCCAGUUUCUCUUCAGCCAACACUGCCUUCAGCACCCCCAUUGCCGGUCUGUGAGAUGUAUCCUGUUCAACCUGCUGUAUUUCAUCCAAAGCUCCUUCUCUCCAUCCCCACACCACUUCUGAUGGCCGAGAAAUUGUCUGAGCAGCUGGCGGAAGGCAGUUCUUCCUCGCUUCCUUCUCCGAAGGAAAGGAACCCCAGCGAGAGGAGGACCAUCCCCGCUUCCACCACCCUCUGCAGUAGGGAGCAGGUCAAGCCUUGUGCCCCGCCUCCGACUGCUCCCAAACCCCAGAGAUUCCCGAGCAACAUCAGCUUCACCAACACCAGUGAGCGGGAAUUCAGCAGAAUCAUCUCCAAGGCGGCCGUCAACGUUCAAGAGCGCAAGGCUCAAGUGUUGGCCAACGUCAACGUCAAGGUCAACGCUUCGGCCUUGCUAAUAAAUGAGUUGGAGGAAAGACUGCAGAAGCGUGGGCUCCUGGCUCCCAGCCAGAGCUCGCCCUUAGGAGAUUUACCUUCUGAGUCCACAGGCUACGAACCCUCGAGUAGUUUAACGCUCAUUGAGAAGACUCUUGCUCGGGCCCACCUUUUCCACCCUAUCAACGUCCCCUCCACAAAGGACGGGAGGCCCGAAGAAGGACACGGCGCACCAAAUGGCUAUCAAAACAUCCAUGAAAUCAUGAAAAGGGAUCCUGAUCUGUUACCCACCCUGAACAAAACAAUGAUUUCCAAGCCAGAGGCUGACCUUGUGGAUGGCAAGUCUGCUCGGCCAAGUAUUUCUGGAGAACCCCAACAAGACCUCAUCCUUGACUUACAGAGAAGGUUCAGCUCAUUGCCCAAGCCUGCAGGACUCCAUUCGAAGGGUAUCACAGUACAAUUUUCCGGACGUGGAUCAACAGAAGAAGCCCGGAGAGAGGCUCUACGAAAACUGGGACUUCUGAAAGAAUAGUGGAAUGGGAAUGACAUCUAAAGAACAUGAUGCGCCCGAAGACAGAUUCCCAAUGAAAUCCAUUCUUUAUUUAUCGUGCAGGCUAAGGAAAUAUUAAGUGAUGGAACUCCACGGUUCUCUGCUGGCGUUUGCGGUGGAGGCCCUUGACGUGAACUCACAGUGCUUCUUGAAGACUUCAAGGCAGUUCAUAAAAGCCCUUGUGAAAGUGAGAGUGUCAGGCUAAAUGAAGGUCAACGGGCAGCUUGUGUGUAAGCCAUCUAUGUGUGUCACUGGCAAAGCACCAUCGGAAUCGCUUGGAUAAAACCCAGAAAAUCCCAAGAGGCCCAAAGAAGCUUCUUGGAUGAGAAGCGAAACGUCAUCAAAGAAAAACAAGAAAGUCCAGUUGCCUCAUGAAAAAAGCAUCUUUGGGUCCCAAGAGGGCUGCAUUAAGGAAUUCUGUAAGGAUAAAUGUAUAUAUUCACACCUAUUGGACAGCUCAAACUUGUAAUAAACUUGCUAUCUCUUGAUUGUCACAUAAGUAUUUAAUACCGCACUGCAGAUUGUUCCUUUUGCAGAGUGACUGGGUAGCCAUCUUUUUCGGGAUGGUUGAUAACCCAAAAAGUAUCGGAUCUUCUGGAUUGUACAACAGGUCCUAUUGCUGUUGAAAAUCAGUUGUGUAAAAAUGAGGGGGGACCCCCAAUAUGUCAUAAGUCUGGGUUGCACUGUUCUGACCUCCAAGGCAUCAUGUUGAAGCGUAUGUUGACCUGCUCUUUCCUCUACCGUCUCUAACACGCUACCUGUAUUAAGGUAGCAUAUCUCAACCAGGCUGCCUUCCAGAUGCCUUGGGAGCUGAAAUCC